Molecule: messenger RNA, 2837 nt
Organism: Colossoma macropomum (tambaqui)
Lineage: Eukaryota; Metazoa; Chordata; Actinopteri; Characiformes; Serrasalmidae
Gene: prkag2b
Product: protein kinase, AMP-activated, gamma 2 non-catalytic subunit b
Exons: 14
Coding region: 512-1897 (461 amino acids)
Source: RefSeq, a predicted model, not a curated record
GAGAUCGCUGCCCUUCAGCUUCAGCUGACGGAGGGAGGGAGUUGUAUCAGUUGGAUGAGUGCAGGCCAGGCCGGCAUCAGCUCUGAGAGCGGUUCCUCAGGCACAAUGUGUGGAAUUUGCAUGAGUAACUCUUCCGCUGGCAGGGGCAGUAUGUGACCGCCCGCCUGGAGAAACGGAGAGUCCUUCCCUUCCUGUGGGUUCAGAAACAAAGCAGCGGGCAUCCUCUGGCACCUACUGGAGUGGGACAGUGGUUACCCAGACAUUGUUCAACAAAGAAUUAGAGGAGGAUGCCAGAGUAAAGAGUCUUCAUUUUCCAAGAAACUGGACAUCCCAAAACUCCUUUUGCUCCGGGACUCAGGGUUAAGACCGUCAUCAUCUCCUUCGUCAGAGAGUCGAGCUUUCUGACCUUUCUCGAGUUUGCAUGAUCCUCAAACAGCAGCAGAGCAGGAUCCCACCGCCUCGCAGUCUCCAGUCUAAGGGGCAUGCGCUAUCAGCCGUCCCCGGGUGAGGCAUGUCGUUCCCUUUGAAGAGGUUCGGCAGUCUCCGGAGGAGCAAGAAGCGCAAGGACCAGGAGCAGCUGAGCAGGAGGCGGCAGUCCGAGCCCCGGUGUCUCCCUGCCUCUGGGCUCUCGUCUCCCCCCAGCACACCAACGCAGAGCUCCAGCCCCCCCGUUUUUUCCCUGGACGCCCCCUGCAGUGCUGCGGAGCGGCUGGAGGAAAGACGCGCUCGCUCACUCUCCUCUCCUCCAGACACUGGCCAGCGCUUCAGCUUAGUGUCCAGCUACAGCAAACCCCCAAUCUUCACCUCCAGCUCCUCGUCCUCUGCGUUCAGCCCCGCCCCUGCCACACUCAGCCCCGCCUCCUCUACCUUCAGCUCUGCCUCCCAUCUGUCCUGCAGUGUAGCUGAAGGCAUGCUGGAGAAACUUGAACUCGACGAUGAAGCGUCAGAGGAGCCAGACUGUGAUAUGUACGUGCGCUUUAUGAAGUCCCACAAGUGCUAUGACCUCAUUCCCACCAGUUCAAAGCUAGUGGUCUUUGAUACCACACUGCAGGUAAAGAAAGCCUUCUUUGCUUUGGUUGCCAAUGGAGUAAGAGCUGCUCCACUGUGGGAGACGAAAAAGCAGAGCUUUGUGGGAAUGCUGACCAUCACAGACUUCAUCAUCAUACUGCACAGAUACUACAAGUCACCUUUAGUACAAAUUUAUGAGCUGGAGGAACAUAAGAUUGAGACGUGGAGAGAACUUUACUUACAGGAGACGUUCAAGCCUUUGGUGAACAUCUCUCCUGACGCCAGCGUGUUCGAUGCUGUUUACUCCCUCAUCAAAAACAAGAUCCACCGGCUGCCGGUGAUUGAUCCGGUCACAGGGAACGCGCUCUACAUCCUCACCCACAAGAGGAUCCUCAAGUUUCUGCAGCUCUUUGUGUGCGAGAUGCCCAAGCCGGCCUUUAUGAAGCGGACGCUGGGGGAGCUGGGCAUAGGCACCUACUCCAACAUCGCCUUCAUCCACCCGGACACGCCCAUCAUCAAAGCCCUCAACAUCUUCGUGGAGCGGAGAGUGUCUGCGCUGCCCGUGGUGGACGUCACCGGAAAGGUUGUGGAUAUUUACUCCAAAUUCGACGUCAUAAACCUGGCUGCAGAGAAGACCUACAACAACCUGGACAUCACGGUCACUCAGGCUCUGCAGCACCGCUCGCAGUACUUCGAGGGAGUGAUGAAGUGCAAACGGCACGAAACGCUGGACACCAUCGUGGACAGAAUCGUCAAGGCUGAGGUGCACCGGCUGGUGGUGGUGGAUGAAAACUCCAGCAUUGAAGGAAUCAUCUCACUGUCUGAUAUCCUCCAGGCCCUCGUCCUCACUCCGGCAGGACGAAGCAGAAAAGACGUUAUGACAGAAUGACGAGUAACGACGACAUGUUGCGGAAACGAGGAGAGAGGAGUCCAGUUGGAGUCGUGCCUGGUCCAGCAGGACGUUCCGACCCAGGGUUCGUUUCGUGGGACUCUCAGAGAACUCGACUGGAAGCACUUUGCUGCAUGUCGGGCAUCUUGUUUAGGUGCCUUUCGGAGCGGCUUUGUGAACAGACCCGUUACGGUCAUAACGCACAUUAUUUUCAUACACUCUGUAAAGUCUCGGUGGCCCAGUCCUCAGUGUUCGCUGCUGUACUGUAGGGGGCUGUUCUGAUUCGUGGGCACACUGGCUCACUGCGAUGGUGAUGGACAGCGCCUGUGAAAGAAAUCACAGCUAUGCACUGUGGGGAGAGUCUGUAUACUCAUAAUCUGUACUGCGUAUGAUAAACAGCACAGUAAUGUUCAAUGUGGAAACUGCACCUAAUGUAGAGAUUUGGGAAAUUGGAUUUGGGAAUUUAAAGGAAUACUCCAGAAUUUUUCAACUUAUGCUCUAUCUGCUGCAUCAGUUGUGCAGAGUCAGUUAUCAUGGAAAAUAUUUUUGUCACGUUUUGCUGUAGAAAAGAAGAGAAAACCUGUGGAGCUGAAACUGACUUAUAAUAGAAGUGUUUGGGCAGUUUCUCAAUUCUGUCAGGUAAAGUUUAUCAGAGUAAAACACUUCAGUCAAAGGUAUUUUUAAAUUCAGCUUUAACUCUGUAUAAUUCAGGCUUUCAAAAAAAGUGGGCAAAGAAAAUUAUUAGUGGUAAUUUGCUAAUAGUAUAAUUUGUACAUUGGCUCCUAUUGUACGUACUAACUGACUGUAUACAACAGAUAAAGCAAAAUUUCUCAAAAUUUCCCUUUUUUUUCAAAAUUUCUGCAUAAAUCAAUGGUUGCACUGCAAAAAUUAGUAUCUUGUCAAGUGAAAUGAUCUUAAAUCUAGUCAAUAUAUGUAAUAU